UUGUCCUGUGACGUAGUUUGCGUAGAGUCGUUCAAUACUCACAUUAGCGAAUUUUAUCAUUUUUGGGAGGAGAAUAUGUAUUAUAGAAUCAGAUAAUCGUUACUCUAGUGUGCUCACUUAAAACCUAUUGGUGUCGUCGUUUACACAUCUACAAUUCACAGACGAAAAUGACCGAUUUGACAGAUUCUCUAACCAAAGAGGGCUGGUACCUCAGCGACGAAGGCAUAGCAGAACUGAAAGGAUCUGCUGAAAAAAUAACACACAAUGACAUUAUUCGUAUUGCCCUUGAUAGUGAUAUUAGGCCUCUUGGGAGAAAAUGUCUACCGUCUGAUAUCAAUAGUGGAAGAACUGAGAAGUUGGAGGGUCCAUGUGUUCUCCAGGUGCAGAAGGUGAGGAACAUCUCGGCUCCUAAAAACCAUGAGGAGUCCCAGGGCGCACCGCGAAUGCUGCGUCUACAAAUGACAGAUGGGCACACCACCUGUGUUGGAUUGGAGUUUAAACACUUGUCUAAGAUCAGUCUUAAUACCCCUCCUGGAACAAAGGUAAAGCUCCUUGGUACCAUCCAGGUUAAAAAUGGUAUUUUGCUGCUCGAUGACUCAAAAAUCUCUGUCCUUGGAGGAGAGGUUGAUCACAUGGUGGAGAAAUGGGAACUGCAAAGGAGUCUGGCCAAACACAGCAGGAGUAACAUUGGAGCAGAAGGUGGUCCUCCUCCCUUUGUGCCAUUUGGUCAGAAGUGUGAAAGGAUGGAUGAUGUAGACAGCAGAGAGCUAGACCAGAGAAAGACCCUGCCGACUCACAGUGUGCUCAAAAGUGCAGACGAGAAUGAUGAGUUUGAAAAGCAGCGGACAGCAGCCAUUGCUGAGGUGGCCAAGAACAAAGAGGGUCCCCGCACGUUUGGUGGUGGAGGAAAUGCAGGCAGUAAUUUAUCCAAUGCUGCUUCCUCCUUUCGGGGCAGAGACUCAUACCAGCAGAGGAGACGAGAAGACAGGGUCGAAAGACCUGAAAGCAGACAAGAUGGAAACUAUCGAGAGCUGGUGGAUGAACGUGCUCUGAGAGACAUCAUGGAGAUGGGCUUUAACAGGGAGGCUGCUCGGCAGGCUCUAAUGGAUAAUAACAACAACCUUGAAGUGGCACUAAACAGCCUACUGACUGGAUCUACUGGUAGCAGACCUGGCCCUGGCCCUGUUGUAGCAGAAUCUAACAGGCACCAACCCAGAGCCAGAGGAAGGGGAAGAGGCAGGUCAAGAAAUGAAGAUGAGGAGGAGGGAGCCGGGGGAAGGCCAUCUGGACCAAGCACUCUGUUUGACUUUCUGGAAUCCAAGAUGGGAGUUUUCUCCAUUGAUGAGCCAAAGAGUCAGGCACCUCAGAGACAUCGUGAGAGUAAAGGGAAUUUCUCCAACUCAGACUAUUACUCCAAAGACACAUCUCAGAUCAAGUUGUCCUCGCAUAAUGACCAUAGGCAACAAAGGAAUGACAGACCACCUCGCUUCCACAGGGACACUGAUUUUCCCAAACCUGGCCAAGAGCCUCUGUCUAACUGUGGAACUUCCCAAUCCUCAUCAGCUCACGCUCCGCAGUGGAAGGGCCAGGAGAGAUGGUCACGAGGCACACCAGACAGACCGCAAAAUGACCGGAGAGAGAUGCGAGAUGAGCAGAUUUUUCCUUCAUCUUUCACGACUACCUUCCCACGUCCAAAAGAACCUCAGCAGCAGAUGGAGUUUAGUGGAUCUUUCCACCAACGAUCCAGAAAUGGAGAUGGUGGUGGUAACAUGGCAGGACCGUCUCACAGGAGAGGGGGAAAAGACAAUGUACCCACAUCUAAACUGACUGAUUCUGCAGGCAGUGAGCUGGAUGUAAAGGGAAAUAAUAAACAUACAGAUAGAAAUGAAGAACCCAACAACAGCAGGAGGAAAGCGAAGACUGACAGGCAGAACUCGGACCACCUUGACCGGCAAAGGGAUGGUGGGCCACCAAACUUUGGUAACUCGAGGGGAAGCUCAGGGACGUCCCAAGAAGUUGGGUUAUCACGGGAUUGUCGAAUCAUGACAGGGGAUACUUCUCAUUUCCAAAAUGGAGAUAUGGAAUACAAAAGAACUGGGCCAAUCAAGCCAACAAACUCAUUGUGUCCCCCAUACAAGGAGCCGCCGGGGAAGAAAAACAUUUCUAAUAACCCAGGACCUAAAAGAAGGUCUGGUCAAGGCAAAGGUCAAGGGCCUCGAGGACCAGAGAAAAGUCAUUUUGUGGAACAGGCUUGGAAACCUGGAGACCAGUGCCUGGCACUGUACUGGGAAGAUAGCAAGUUCUACCAUGCCAGAAUAGAUGCGGUGCAUCCGUCAGGCUCCACGGCUGUGGUUGUAUUUAGCGAUUAUGGAAACUGCGAAGAGGUCCUGCUGCAUAACAUCAAACCUGUUACUGCUGAUGCAAUGUAACAUCACAACCAUAUCAAAUGUGCAAUGGCAGGAGGAAGAUGAUGGUUACUACGACAGUUCACUAGAGUUUCGCCGUGGGGGAGAUGGACAGCCUAGACGCACGAGACCCACACAGCAGUAUUACCAGCCACCCAGGGCACGAGAUUGAUGUGUCUGCGUUUACACUCGCAGGUAAAUAAAUAUGCAAUUGGGUUUUUUCCAUUAAUAAUUGAACAUCAAACACCAGUGUAUGUACACUGUGUGAACAAGGUACCUAUUUUUGUAUGGAAAAUUUUUAUUCACACCCCUCUUUCAUUGUGGUGGGAGUCUUGAAUUAUAUAAUGUGAAAGUAUAGACUGUACAAAAGUCAUUUCUAGGCAUCUCUGUAACCGUAUCUAAUAGCCAACCACAGCUAAAAAGACAAACAAACACAUGCUGUCAUCUUUAUGUGGAAAUUCAUUUUAUAUAAUUAUUUAAACUUUCCACUGCUUCUGCUGUUGCAAUGGGUUGUAUAUUUCACAAGGUCUGGAGCAAUUGUGAUGUUAUAAGAUGCCCAGAUGCCAUCAAAUUGCAAACAUGGUUAAUUUUGUCAACUGGAUUUUAGCGAUUUUCUUUUUCUACAUCCAUCCGUGUGCUUGUCCCAUAUUCUUCCUUGACAAAGAUUGUCACUUUCUGCAACAAUCCAGAGUGCUUCCUGAAUUUUUAAGUCCAUGUCGUCAGGACAUACAAAAACUUUUCAAAGGGCUGGAUAUCAUGCAAAAAUAAAAUAAAAAACUGACAUGAGCACCUGUUGAUUUUGUUAAAGACAUAUCUGCUGUAUAUAUGUUGUGAAGAUUUGUUAAAUGGAUGCAUUCAAAUAAACUGUUAUUAUAGUAUGUAGCGCA
Molecule: messenger RNA, 3292 nt
Organism: Micropterus salmoides (largemouth bass)
Lineage: Eukaryota; Metazoa; Chordata; Actinopteri; Centrarchiformes; Centrarchidae
Gene: tdrd3
Product: tudor domain containing 3
Exons: 13
Coding region: 168-2429 (753 amino acids)
Biological process (GO): mRNA processing
Cellular component (GO): cytoplasm; nucleus
Molecular function (GO): RNA binding; protein binding
Source: RefSeq, a predicted model, not a curated record